Lytechinus pictus (painted urchin) is the source of this 702-nucleotide messenger RNA. RefSeq lists its product as uncharacterized. Gene Ontology annotation, molecular function: nucleic acid binding. Bases 1 to 702 code for a protein of 233 amino acids. The transcript has a single exon. The record is from RefSeq and is a predicted model, not a curated record. NCBI's taxonomy places the organism in Eukaryota, Metazoa, Echinodermata, Echinoidea, Temnopleuroida, Toxopneustidae.
AUGAAGACGCCCAGUCCGUAUAGGGAUGAAGCAGUAGAUCGUGCUGAGAUGCCAUUAGCCAUGAAGCAUCCGGCUUUACUCCCUUGCGAACACUGGACCUCAACCUUGAUCAUUCGGAAUGUUCAUGAGGAUGGUCAUACCGGUGUUGCUACGACUACAUCAAAUGCCAGGAGAAAGUACUGGAUCUUGAAAGCACAUAAUCUGGCCAAGACGAUCAAGUUCAGGUGUACAACGUGCAGAACAUUUGAACACAAAUUGGAAUCCCAGGAGAUGGCGGAGCUACCGAAGGAAAGACUGCGGCCGCAUACACCGCCAUUCCACUACUCAUCUUGUGAAUACUUUGACCCUCUCAUUGUUAAGAUUAGGCGGAACAAGACAAGAAAGCAUUAUGGAGUUUUGUUCACUUGUUUGAAUACGAGAGCAGUCCACCUGGAACAAGCCACUGAUUGCUCUACAAAGGAGUUUAUCCAGGUACUUAGACGGAUUUUGCCAUUAGAGGUCAGCCAUCAAAGUGAUAAGUGGCAAUGGAACUCAUUUUGUCGCGCUGAACACGAGUUGAAAGCAAUGGUGAAAGGUUGGUUAGAUGAGGACCUAAAAUACAUGUAUGCAGAAAAGGGCGCGGAAUGGAUUUUCACUACUCCUACAGCUCCACACCAAAACGGAUGUACUGAUCAUUGGCGAAAAGUUGCAAGUAUGCCCUGA